Trypanosoma brucei brucei TREU927 is the source of this 741-nucleotide messenger RNA. RefSeq lists its product as hypothetical. Lineage: Eukaryota; Euglenozoa; Kinetoplastea; Trypanosomatida; Trypanosomatidae. The transcript has a single exon. Bases 1 to 741 code for a protein of 246 amino acids. The record is from RefSeq and is a predicted model, not a curated record.
AUGGCAUCCAACGGUUUGGCGGAAUCCAGUGAAGGCUCUCUGCCUGACGACCUGUGGUUGAUCAUUGGAUUAGGGGGGAGUGGCGCGUUGCUGAUCCUCCUCAUCCCUGUGGUGUUUUUGGCCCGGCACUUCUGUGACCGGCGCCAUUUCAUCUCUGCCGCACCUUUACCUUCCCAAAAUCACUUGCCAUCGUCCAAAAUUCGACUGAGGAGCAACAGUGCCCCGCCGGCCUCACUUGCUGCCUUAUGCGGGCAAUCGGGGUCGUAUGCCGGUUUCGGCAUCGGUGCAACGUCUGCGGGUGGUGGGGUGUACAACGAAGCAGUGCCUCAUAACGGCCCCACGAACACCAACUGCUUCAAUUCCGGUACACUCGGUGCAGCGUAUAACCCUUCGACACCAUCGGGGUGGGAGGCUGAAGCGGGGCGAAGCUUUACGACCCUUUCCAUAGGUCUCAGUGCCCCCCAACCCACUUGGAGUGACACCACUGGGGAACGGCAGCACCCGCCUGCCACCCCGGUGGGAGACACUUCGCAGUUAGGUUACAACCCGCUAGCAGUUACGAAAGAAGCGCAUCUUUUUCAAUCCCAUCCAAAUGUUCCACAGGAGUGUGGAGGGCCUCCUCAGGAGAGUGCGGACCCCGCACAGCCGUCACCUCAAUGUACCACAGAGGAUGCGGAACCUCAGCCUUGUCUUAGACGCCGAAAUUCUCGCGUCUCGUUCGUAGGUGAAUUCCGUGCAUAG